GCUGUGCUUACAUCAGGGGGGAGACUGUUGGGAGAAAGGUCUGCAGCAGGAAGUGAGGAGAUACACCUGGAGGCAACAUAAAGGCUGAGUGUGGGAGAUAAACUGAGAGGCUUGAAGAAGAGGUACAGACGGAAAACUUGAGAAGAACUAGAGACAUCUAGAGGAUGAAGUGUGUUUCUGUUGUUGUGUUUGUGAGUCUUCUCUCACUGGGACACGCUGCUCCUCUAAACAGCUGUGAAAGUCUGCUGAAACCAAUAACUAUCAGCAAUGAAGACGUUGAACAUCUUGGUAAACACAGUCAGAGGCAGUAAAUAUAUAAUGUUGGGGAGGUGGCUGUACAUCGGGGGGAGCUCUGACCUCCCAGGAAGUCGCUCCCUAGGCCAUCUGAUGAGCAGUGUCUGGUUGGACAUCACUGCAACCCCCCAGAGCAACGUCCUCAAUCUCAUCCAGACUCAGAGAAUACACGAUAAAUGUUCCAGCUUAAUAUACAAUGUGACCUUUGAAAACAGCACUAUGUUGAUUGAGCAACCUUUUUACCUCAAGGAAGUCUACUUGGCAACUAAUGGCUCUGACUGUCUGGUUGCCUAUGAGGAAAUUAUCUCUGGUGAAAACACUUUCACCAGUCUUCUGCUCUUCAGCAGGAGAGAGAGUGUCUCACCUUCUGUUGUGGAGUUGCUCAAGAGACAAGCAGAGUGUCUCCGGAUGCCAUCGCCCAUAAUGAUGGACUCAAACAAUGAAAUCUGCCCAGACAACAUCUCGCCCUCCGAGGGGCUCAGUGCCCUCAACUCCUUGUUAGAGGCCAAGAUGGGACACCAAGUGGCAAGACUCCUGGAUGCUCUUUUUGAUAUGUUUGUCAACUGAUUUAUAAUGAGUUUGGAUCUGUGUCAUUUUGUAUGUGCAAGCAGUUUUUCCUCUGUAUCCCCAUCAGUACUUCAGAAAAUUAAGAUUAAAGAAUUGCCUAUUUUUCUUUUUAUUAUAAUUAAUGCUAGUAGUAGUGCCAUUGUUAUUGUUAUAGGCUGUGUCCUCUAUAAGAUCUUUUCAAAAGCAAGAUGUUUUCUUAUUAACACAAAGCGAAAAUACUGCGACAUAUUAAAAGUCAUACAAUGAGUCAUAA
This is a messenger RNA of Dicentrarchus labrax (European seabass), 1114 nucleotides long. RefSeq lists its product as uncharacterized. Bases 268 to 861 code for a protein of 197 amino acids. The record is from RefSeq and is a predicted model, not a curated record. The transcript is spliced from 7 exons. NCBI's taxonomy places the organism in Eukaryota, Metazoa, Chordata, Actinopteri, Moronidae.